AUGGCGACAGAAGCAAUCAUUCAAGACUUUCUCACGAAUGAAGUACCGGUGUUUCGAGUGGGUGAGGUGGAAUACGAGCGUUCCGUUGCGACGGCCAAUCUCCUGUACCGGUUUACUCGACCAGAUUGUGUUGUCCAGCCUCGGGGCAAUGGCGAUGUGCAGUACAUUGUCACACAAGCAAAGGCUCGGAAUGUCUCGCUUACCAUAAAGAAUGGCGGUCAUUCGUAUGCUGGAUUCUCCAGCGCCGAAACCGGAAUCUUGUUGGACCUGGUCCGGAUGAAGAAAGUGACGAUCGAUCGGAAGACAAUGAUAGUCACCCUGCAGGGUGGCUGUCAAUGGGGCCACGCGUACAAACAGCUAGUCAAUGAGCGUAUGAAUGGCGCUAUCAUCAACGGUGGCCGCUGUCCGACUGUGGGUGUGAGUGGCUUCACCUUAGGCGGUGGUCUUGGUCCAUUUACCCGCAGUUUCGGCAUGGGGUGUGACACCCUUAAGGAGGCGACUAUCGUCACUGCGGAUGGCAAAUUAGUAACAGUGACAGACGGUGAUGACCCCAAAUCAGACAAGGGCAGGCUCUUCUGGGCGCUAUGCGGUGCCGGAGGUGGCAAUUACGGAGUGGUGGUCGAAUUGAAGCUCAAGAUUCAGGAGUUGCAGAACAGCGGAGGGGAAGUGGUCGCAGGACGCUUCACAUGGAUGCCCAAGGUGGACGAGAUGGAUGAUUUUAUGCAAACAAUGAUUCGCUUCUACACCACGGACUGGCCGGAACAGAUGACUCUGGAUAGCUCCUGGCUGUGUGAUUUAAAGCAGACUUCCAGUGAACUGGGCGUUCGAGUGCUGUCCUAUUUCGAUGGUAGCAAGGACGAAUUCGACAAUGUGAUCAACACAUUUGUACAACAGCCAGUGCUCAAAAAGCAAUUAAAGCGACGGUCCAUGGCGGAACCAUCCACCCGUUUCCUCCAUGAGACUCUCGUGAGCCAGUGGUCCGAAGAAACCGUGAAGUCCUUCCCCACCAACCGUUCCUACCAGAUCUAUUCCUCGUUUGUCUUCAAGAACGACCGAAGCCGGAUGAAGGCCGUUACUGAGGCCAUCCGUAAGGAGAUGCAGGCUUUCCGCAAACUAUUCAAUGGGGAACAGGGGCUGCUACAGGUGACCUGGAUUCAUUCUGGCGGCGAGGCCAGUAGGAAAAAGCGCUCCGCAACGGCCUUUCGCUGGCGUGAUUGCACCUACCACGUUUACAUCAUGUUACAGUGGGAGGAUAAAUGGCUGGAGCGUGACAUGUGGGGUUUCCUUGGACUGUUCAAACAGAAGCUGCAGCCCUACUCGAUGAUGGGACGGGCUGCGUUCAUCAAUUUUCCUGAUCGCACUCUCACCACUGAAGCUCACGAGAAGGUCUACUACGGAAACAACCGUCAGGAGCUACAGCGAAUCAAGCGAAUCUGGGACCCCGACCAUUUCUUCGAUUGGAAACAGGGUAUUCAGCGUCCGACAUCUACCCGAGAGGUUCAGUCCCGGAUGGCUACAAUCCAACUCAGAACUGAGCCGGACACAGGCACAGCCGCUGCAGAUGAGGAGGAAGAGGGAGGAUAUGAAGUUUCAUUAGAUGAGAAAGAUCUGACCGACAAGAUCGCAGGGUCGCAGUGGAACGACGUUUCCCUGCCCCCUCAAAACGCCGUAGGGGGAAGUGGUGUAUUUGCCUUGACAGAUCUGGGAUUCUGA
Aspergillus oryzae RIB40 is the source of this 1713-nucleotide messenger RNA. RefSeq lists its product as uncharacterized. Gene Ontology annotation, molecular function: oxidoreductase activity; FAD binding. The record is from RefSeq and is a predicted model, not a curated record. The transcript has a single exon. NCBI's taxonomy places the organism in Eukaryota, Fungi, Ascomycota, Eurotiomycetes, Eurotiales, Aspergillaceae. The coding region runs from base 1 to 1713 and encodes 570 amino acids.